Messenger RNA from Gallus gallus (chicken), 1745 nucleotides. RefSeq names its product Fas cell surface death receptor (gene FAS). Gene Ontology annotation, cellular component: CD95 death-inducing signaling complex; external side of plasma membrane; membrane raft. The transcript has 10 exons. The record is from RefSeq and is a predicted model, not a curated record. Lineage: Eukaryota; Metazoa; Chordata; Aves; Galliformes; Phasianidae. Gene Ontology annotation, biological process: immune response; necroptotic signaling pathway; negative regulation of apoptotic process. Gene Ontology annotation, molecular function: tumor necrosis factor receptor activity; protein binding. Bases 142 to 1272 code for a protein of 376 amino acids.
GAGACGGGGCUGUUCGGGAACAUGGCUCGGGGACUCUUCCACCUGCUCCUCGACCAAUAUAAAUAUUUAAAUGAAUGCAAAUAAGCAGCCAUAAAGCCGUGGGAUGACCCAGGACUCAAAUGAAAGAUCAUUGUGUUAGUUAUGGAAACACACUGCAUAAAUGAUACAGAAGUUCCCACACACAUUGCACAUAAUAAAUCUAUUACAAGGAAAAGGAAUAUUGCUAAGCGAGAAAUUACCUGUGGAGAGGGGAAUUACAGUUUCAGUGGUCAGUGCUGCACGAAAUGUAAACGUGGUCACGUCAAAAGUAUUGACUGUCCAAAAACUCAAGAACAUUGUGUACCAUGUAAAUCUGGAGAGGAGUACAUGGAUCACAUCAAUGAUUUGGACGAGUGUAUGAGAUGUCGUUCAUGUGACAAAGCACUCGGUAUGUCUAUAGAGACAGCAACUCUGUUUAGAAGCAGGAUUCAAUUGAAAGAUCUCUGCAAUCCCCAAGUAACAGGUUUGGAGGUUGUAAAGAACUGUACCUCUACAGAGAAUGCAGAAUGUUCUUGUGCAAAGAACCAUUACUGCAAUUCUUCUCGGUGUGAACAUUGCGAGUCAUGUACUGUAUGUGAAAAUGGCCAAAUUGAAAAGGAAUGUACUUCAACUUCAGACACUGUGUGCAGAAUGCAAGAAGCAGGAAUGCCACGUUGGGGCACCGCAAUUAUUGUCGUAUUUGUCAUAUUAGCAGUUGCAGCAGGAUUAAUAUUCUACUUCAAGAGAAAAGUGAAUAAUUAUACUACCCAAGGUAACACAGCUGCAGCAGACACUGGAAAAGUUCAUUCUCCUGAGACUUUAAGACUCAUACAUAUAGAUGUUGACCUGACCCACCACGUCCCUGACAUUGUGAGGGAGAUGACACUAGAACAGGUCAUGACAUUUGUUCGUCAUCACCGUCUAUCGGAACCUACCAUAGAGGAAACUCUCCUGGAUAACAGCAAUAAUACAUCUGAACAGAAGAUUAAGCUCUUUCAGAAAUGGUACCAAAAACAUGGAAUGGGAGGAGCCUACGAAACCUUAAUAUGCAGCCUGAGAGAUUUAAAAAUGCGUACAGCAGCUGAUAAAAUUGAGAGAAAACUGAAGGCAGCUGUUUGCAGCCACCAGGAAAGGAGAGAAUCCUAUAAUGACAAAACUGAGCAAAGCAAUACCUGCAGUCAGGAAGGUGAAAAAUGCUACGAUGAUAAUGCUGAAAUAAGUAAAACCUACCCUGAGAGUUUGGAAGAGACAUAGCAUAGAAUCAUAUGAAAAUUAUUUCUGACUGAAUUAGUAUUUUUUUAAUACUACAAAUAACAAAGCUUCUAAAAGCCAUUUUGUUGGCAGCUCAGGGAGUUUUUCAGGGAACUUAUAACACAAAUGAAGAAUAGUUAGGAUUUUUGUAAAGGUAUGUUUCCUUUAAAAAAAGUCUUGACUGUUUAUUUUGAUUGUUAGGAACAGGACAGAUUUUAUGGCUUAUUAAAUGUAACAAUAGAAGAAUUCAGCUAUUGGACUUGUAACAGAAAGAACAAAGUAGUCAAUGGCAGAAAGGUUUAACCCAAAUGUGGUAGUACUGAACACUGACUCAAUGUAGUGCUUCAAUUACAUUACAGUUAUGGGAUGUUACAUUUUUGAAAGUGAAAACUCUGAUGUUAAAAGUCUAUGAAAUAUACCAGGAAGAAUGCUUCAACAACAACAAAAUAAUAAACUUUUGUAUAAUACACACCUAA